AUGGCCGACGACGCGAUCAUGGAACGCUCCUUGGCCGCCGCUAUCGAGAGCAGCGUGGCCGCCACCGACGGCAACCUCACCUGCUUGUUGAUCCCGGCCCAAUACCAGCACCACUGGUUCCAAGAACAGGAACUAGCAGCUGCUGCACGGCUUCUUCCUGACGAUGACGACGAGUUGCACAUCGCCGGUGACGUCGUGGCCGGCCUGCUCAACGAGAUUAGCCCCCGUGACUCCGACCUCGACGAGCGGAUCGUCGAGUGCCCGAUGGCGCAGCGGCUGGUGCUUCUGGGCAUGGCGAGCUUGCAGCGGGAGGUUGUCGAUGACGCGCAAAUCAGUAGCCUGCUCGAAGCAGCAGAAGCGUAUCGCGACGGCGGGUUCGGCGCAGUCCCCGCGGACGCCACUGCGGUGGCCAGCCUGGGGAAGCAAACGUUUCGCGCUGCCGGUGCUGGAGGAGACGACGGCUCGGCAGAUCGUCAGAGCUGCGGCAUAUGCUUGGAGGACUUUGAGGACGGCGACGAGAUUAGCGUGAUGCCGUGCUCGGGCGGGCACGGGUUCCACACGAACUGCAUCGCCAAGUGGUUGGGGCGCUACAGCAACAUGUGCCCUCUCUGCCGCCACGCGCUGCUGAUUCGUAGAUUGGAGUCUUGCGAAUGGCAUCAAGAAAUUCGUUUGCGUGUUUAUUCACCAAGGAAUAUGUGA
Panicum hallii is the source of this 699-nucleotide messenger RNA. RefSeq lists its product as uncharacterized. The record is from RefSeq and is a predicted model, not a curated record. NCBI's taxonomy places the organism in Eukaryota, Viridiplantae, Streptophyta, Magnoliopsida, Poales, Poaceae. Bases 1 to 699 code for a protein of 232 amino acids. The transcript has a single exon.